UGUUAUUUUCUUAUCUUUAAAAUUUUAUGGAGUCACUUGUGACUCCAUAAAAUUUUAAAUUUCAGUGAGUACCAUUUCCUAUGGGUCUGCGAUUCGAGACUGUAUAAAACCAUUAUCAGUAAAAUCAGAGAUAAUUUUGAGGAAACGUGAGUAUCAAUAAGACAGGUUUCUUCUACGAAAAUUGAGGUUAUGUUCGAGUCCAAACUCACAUGUUCGUUUCUCUCAAUUGUCCGAGUGAAAGUGGCAACAAUAAACCGCUAGACGAGAUAAUAAACACUCUUCUCUUAAAUAAUAAAACACAUAAGAAUAAAUACAGCCAGUGUGAAGACGAAAGAAAUUCUUCAAUUCAAAACUAUAGUUAAAAAAAUUGUCAUCAUCCUAAGAAAACUAUAAAUCCCGUUUCUCAAUCCCUCAAAAGCAGUCGACUCCUCAAUAAUAUCUAAUUUCUAAUUAAUUAAAAAAUCCAUGAAAUGAUACAACCACCCCCAAAACCAAUUCAUAUUCCCCCCACAAGAGUAAAUAUCAAAGUGAGUAAAGCCACCUAAAAUAAAAAAUAAAGAGUUCGAUACCCAACGUACCUAUUUAAUCACUUGUAAUUAAUUUAAAAUGGGCAAAAAAGGCUACAAUUGGCGUGCACGAAGUGUUCCCCAGGUGACAAUCGACGUCAAAACUUGCAAAGACAUUUCCAUCGAUUUGAACCACCGAAAAGACAACUACGAUGAGUGCAAUACUCAAGUGCUGCCCAGUAAAAAACGAAAAACGAUCAAAAAGGAUAAAAAUCCGCAAAAGGUGAAACUCCUCUCCAAAAAGCAGCGCAAACACCUGGAGAAAGUGUUGGAACGAAAGGAGAAAAAGCAGAAGAGGGCGACUCUCCUGGAGGAUUUGGCUAAAGUCCAGGCAACUCCAGAGGAGCUGAAGCAAUACGUCUCCAUCACUUGCGUGCAAACAAAAGGUCUUAAACGUCAAAGAGAUGAGGAUACCUCUCACAAAUUGAAAUCCCCACGAAUUCCUAAUGAGGACGAUACAGAAGAGAUAGUAAAUGCAAUUAAAGGGAGUAAAAAGCAGAGGCUACAGGCAUUACAACAAGAAUCAUCACCACAGAGUUCAGAUCCCAAUGUCAUCGGUUACGAGGCAUCAGAGAGUGACGACGAUGUUUCAAGUGAGGAUGAAUCUUCACCGGAAGAUUCUACAAUUCUUAAAUCUUCUCCUCAGGCCUUACAAUUAAUAAAAGCGUCUCCAGAAGUUUCUAAAUCUGCAAAUUCCUCUCCAAAAUCUCCAGGGAUUACACCAGCCUCUCCAGACACCUCUUCAGCAUCAAUAAAUUCUAGAAAACUCCUGGAACCACAUGCAGAUCGUAAACCAGCUGUUUUCGUCUCUCUAAAUCGCACCCCAGAUAUCCAAAAAGCCAGACUGAAGCUUCCAGUUCUCGCAGAGGAGCAGAUGAUCGUCGAAGCCAUAAAUGAGAACCCGGUGGUUAUAAUAACUGGAGAGACAGGCAGUGGUAAAACAACACAAGUCCCUCAGUUCCUUUACGAGGCAGGAUACGCCAGGACCAAGAUGAUUGGUAUAACUGAACCCAGAAGAGUCGCUGCCAUUUCCAUGUCCAAACGAGUCGCCGAGGAGAUGAAUCUCUCAAACUCUGAGGUCUCUUAUCUCAUUCGUUUUGAGGGAAAUACCACAUCAGACACUAAAAUCAAAUUCAUGACUGAUGGAGUUCUCCUGAAGGAGGUACAGUCUGAUUUUCUCCUGGGGAAGUACUCCGUUAUUAUUCUCGAUGAGGCACACGAGAGAAGUGUUUAUACGGAUAUUCUCAUUGGACUUCUCUCCAGGAUUGUCCCCAUGAGGGCCAAGAGAAAUGAUCCUCUCAAGUUGAUUGUUAUGUCAGCUACUUUGAGGGUCGAGGAUUUUUUGGAGAACACUCGGCUUUUCAAGGUGAAACCUCCACUGCUCAGGGUUGACUCUCGUCAGUUUCCCGUUACAAUUCAUUUCAAUAGGAGAACUAGUCAGAAUUAUGUUGUGGAUUCUGUUAAGAAAGCUGUGAAGAUCCACACGAAAUUGCCUGAAGGGGGAAUUCUUAUUUUUCUUACUGGACAGCACGAGGUAAAUACUGUUGUCAGGAAGCUGAGGAAAACGUUCCCUUACAGGAAGAAGACAUGGGAGAAGAGGAAGGGUGCAAAAGAGGCAGUGCAGAAAAGGGGAGGAAAUGAAGGGAACAACCAAGAUAAAGAAGGAGAAUCAGAGGAUCACGAUGGUACAGAUGAGGAUGAGAAUUUUCACCCUGAGAGUGCAUUGAGUCGACUGAAACGCAAGUUAAAAUCAAAAGCAGUUGCGAAGGAUUUGCCAGCGAUUAAUUUGGACGACUACUCAUCGAUUCCCACGGAUGAUACCCAGGAGGAUCUCUUCUCUGAGGACGAGGAUAUUCACCUCGACGCCGACGAGGAGGAUGACGAAUUUGCUUUAGAUCUGCAUGACGUCACCACGUCCCAACCCAUGUGGGUUCUGCCUUUGUAUUCGUUGUUGCCUGCCCAUAAGCAGGCCAGGGUGUUCCAGCCGGUGCCAGAAGGGUGCAGGCUGUGCGUUGUAUCAACGAACGUUGCUGAGACGUCACUCACAAUUCCAAAUAUAAAGUACGUGGUGGACAGUGGACGCUGCAAGACGAGGAUGUACGACAAGGUAACUGGGGUGAGCACCUUCAGGGUCACGUACACCAGUCAGGCAGGUGCAAAUCAGAGGGCAGGUAGGGCUGGGAGAAUGGGUCCUGGCCACUGCUAUCGCCUUUACUCGUCAGCAGUCUUUAACGAUCAAUUCGAGAAAUUCUCGGUCCCUGAGAUCCAGAGAAAACCAGUCGAUGAUCUUCUCCUGCAGAUGAAGGUCAUGAAUAUCGUCAAGGUAGUGAAUUUUCCAUUUCCUUCGCCUCCAGAUGCCACUCAAUUGGUGACUGCGGAGAAUAGAUUGAGAAUCUUGGGAGCCCUUGAGGAUUCUGGUGAGAAGUACUCUGGAAAAGUGACGAAACUGGGAAAGAGUAUGUCAGCCUUCCCAGUGGCUCCGAGAUUCGCAAAAAUGCUCGCAAUUUCCCAGCAGGAGAAUCUUCUGAGGUUCACCAUCUGCAUGGUGUCAGCGCUGUCGGUGCAGGAACUGUUGAUCGACGGUAGAUCUGCAGGAGAGAGUGCACCCGAUGACAAAAACUCCUCGAAGAAGUGGUUACAAACUCGAAGAUUUUGGGCGGGAGCUGGGAACAAUCUUCUCCUGGGAGAUCCGAUGGUCCUGAUUCGAGCAGUUGGAGCUGCUGAGUACUCAGAAGCCAGUGGCAAGCUCCAGGCGUUCUGCGAGGAUAAUGGAAUUCGUCCAAAGGCCAUUGGGGAAGUAAAAAAGCUGCGACAUCAGCUAACCAAUGAGAUUUCCCUGAAUAUCCCUUGCAUGGGCGUCAGCAUCGAUCCCAGGAUGUUGCCUCCCACAGACCACGAAGCUAAACUUCUCAGACAGAUUGUUCUCGCAGGAAUGGCUGAUCAGGUCGCCAGGAAAAUGUCCCCAGAGGAAGUGAAGGAUGAGGACAGGUCGAAAUUCAGAUUUGCCUACAAGACGAUGGAGAUGGAGGAGCCAGUGUUCAUGCACACGAGUUGUGUCCUGAGAAGGACAGCUCCUGAAUGGGUGGUAUAUCAGGAGAUUUAUGAGACAAAUAAAAUUUAUAUGCGGGGAGUGACUGCUAUUGAGGCUGAGUGGCUUCCAAAAUUUGUCCCUGGAUUGUGCAGGAUGGGGGAACCCCUCGUUGAACCUUCCCCCAGGUGGGACGAGACCAGUGGAAAGGUUCUCUGUCAUGUCGGGGGGACAUUUGGAAGGGCUGGGUGGGAGCUACCUAUUAUGGAGAUUGAGUACCCGAAGGGAAUUGAAGCUGUCAGGUGGUUCGCCAGGUUUUUACUGGAGGGAAAAGUCUGUGGAAAACUCCAAAGGUUCGUUAAGGUCUUAUUGUCGAAUCCCAGUUGUAUCAACAAGUCGUGGGCUAAACUUUUACCCAGGACUGAGGGAAUCACCAGGAGUUUACUUGCGAAGGGUGUUAUGAACAGGGAAAGGCUAAUCGAGGUUUGGGGAGAGGAUAGAGGAUUUUUACUGCAAAGCUACAAGAAGUGGCUUCCUGAGGCUGCACAUCCCGAACUUUCGGCUAUGUGGCCUCCAGUGUGAUGGGCGAAAAAAAUCUAGUGAUAUAAAACGAUUUUAUUGAAUUUAUCUCUGAAUAUCUCAGAAAAAAUAAUCGAAGACUUGAAAAAAAAUUACUGGUUGGU
This is a messenger RNA of Fopius arisanus, 4277 nucleotides long. RefSeq names its product putative ATP-dependent RNA helicase kurz (gene kz). The coding region runs from base 607 to 4176 and encodes 1189 amino acids. NCBI's taxonomy places the organism in Eukaryota, Metazoa, Arthropoda, Insecta, Hymenoptera, Braconidae. Gene Ontology annotation, cellular component: intracellular anatomical structure; nucleolus. Gene Ontology annotation, biological process: maturation of SSU-rRNA from tricistronic rRNA transcript (SSU-rRNA, 5.8S rRNA, LSU-rRNA). Gene Ontology annotation, molecular function: helicase activity; RNA binding; ATP binding. The transcript has a single exon. The record is from RefSeq and is a predicted model, not a curated record.